Molecule: messenger RNA, 4714 nt
Organism: Microtus oregoni (creeping vole)
Lineage: Eukaryota; Metazoa; Chordata; Mammalia; Rodentia; Cricetidae
Product: serine/threonine-protein kinase Kist
Exons: 8
Coding region: 164-1423 (419 amino acids)
Biological process (GO): peptidyl-serine phosphorylation; regulation of protein export from nucleus; positive regulation of translational initiation
Cellular component (GO): nucleus; neuronal ribonucleoprotein granule
Molecular function (GO): ATP binding; ribonucleoprotein complex binding; protein serine/threonine kinase activity
Source: RefSeq, a predicted model, not a curated record
UCCCGCUUCCGGUGUCAUGGCGGCCUGAGGUCCCGGGAGUCGGUACUGGCUCUGCGAGCCCCUCCCUGCGGAGCGGCGGGUCCGGGCGGGGAUGUGACGGCGGGAGCCGCGGGCCUGCCUGGCGCGUCGUGUCGGCUCGCGUGUCCUCGCCCCAGCCCACACCAUGGCGGGGUCCGGCUGCGCCUGGGGCGCCGAGCCGCCGCGCUUCCUGGAGGCCUUCGGGCGGCUGUGGCAGGUUCAGAGCCGCCUAGGCAGCGGCUCGUCGGCUUCGGUGUACCGGGUGCGCUGCUGCGGCAACCCGGGCUCGCCCCCCGGAGCCCUCAAGCAGUUCCUGCCUCCGGGAACCACCGGGGCUGCGGCGUCGGCCGCAGAGUAUGGUUUCCGCAAAGAGAGGGCAGCGCUGGAGCAGUUGCAGGGUCACAGGAACAUCGUGACUUUAUAUGGAGUCUUUACCAUACACUUACCUCCAAAUGUGCCAUCACGCUGUCUGUUGCUUGAACUCCUGGAUGUCAGUGUUUCGGAAUUGCUUUUAUAUUCCAGUCACCAGGGUUGCUCCAUGUGGAUGAUACAGCAUUGUGCCAGAGAUGUUCUGGAGGCCCUUGCUUUCCUUCACCACGAGGGCUAUGUCCACGCAGACCUCAAACCACGAAACAUUCUGUGGAGUGCAGAGAAUGAGUGCUUUAAGCUUAUUGACUUUGGACUUAGCUUCAAAGAAGGCAAUCAAGAUGUAAAGUAUAUUCAGACAGACGGGUAUCGAGCUCCAGAAGCAGAACUGCAAAAUUGCUUAGCCCAGGCUGGCCUGCAGAGUGAUACAGAAUGUACCUCAGCUGUUGAUCUGUGGAGCCUCGGAAUCAUUUUACUGGAAAUGUUCUCAGGAAUGAAACUGAAACAUACAGUCAGAUCUCAGGAAUGGAAGGCAAACAGUUCUGCUAUUAUUGAUCAUAUAUUUGCCAGUAAAGCAGUGGUGAAUGCCGCAAUUCCAGCCUAUCACCUCAGAGACCUUAUCAAAAGCAUGCUUCAUGAUGACCCAAGCAGAAGGAUUCCUGCUGAGAUGGCAUUGUGCAGCCCAUUCUUUAGCAUCCCUUUUGCCCCUCAUAUUGAAGAUCUGGUGAUGCUUCCAACUCCAGUGCUCAGACUCCUCAAUGUGCUAGAUGAUGAUUAUCUUAAAAAUGAAGAUGAAUAUGAAGAUAUUGUAGAAGAUGUCAAAGAGGAGUGUCAGAAAUAUGGACCAGUGGUUUCUCUGCUUGUUCCAAAGGAAAAUCCUGGCAGAGGACAAGUCUUUGUUGAGUACGCAAAUGCUGGGGAUUCCAAAGCUGCUCAGAAAUUGCUGACUGGGAGGAUGUUUGAUGGAAAGUUUGUUGUGGCUACAUUCUACCCGCUGAGUGCCUACAAGAGGGGAUACCUGUAUCAAACCUUGCUUUAAUUAGUAACCUAAGGACUAUUUCCUGUUUCUCCUCUUCCAUUUCUUGGAUAUUCCACAGCUGAAUGCAGGAGCACCCCUUUACCCAUUUUAAAGGGUACCUUGUACAUUUAUUUAAUCCUACUAAUGUGCAGCCAUUGCCCAAACAGUGACUGCAUUGCAAACAUUGGCAUUGAGUAGGACAAGACCUCUCAGCUAUACAUUGAGGGGGUUAGAGCACCCAUGUGGGCACCCUUAACUUGUGCAGUAGGGCAGGUGCUGCUCUUUAGUAUGUAACCUAAAGAGAUGUCAUUUCAUGUGAUGAUGAAGCAAUGAUGAGUAAUUUGUCAUAGUGAAUAUUAUUAACAAAUUUGUUAGGGUUGGUGACAUCACAGAUUAUUUGUUUGUAUUGUCAGGUGUAUCUCAUUGUUAUUCUAGCUGGCACUGGAUGCUCUAAUAAUGUUAAGUCAUUGUCAAGCAGCAGUUACCUACCGUGUUCUUAACAAUGAGUUGUGAAUUUUUCUAAGGGAGUACUGUAGAACUUAAUAUUCCUCUGAAGAAACUGCAGUGAGCCUAUCAAUGUUUUUAAAAUUACUAUUAAGGCUUUUACAAUAGAAAGCUGAUGCUUGAUCUUGCACAAUUUUUAUGUCUAGUAUGUGUGCUUGAGUGGGUGUGCAGGUGUGAAAGAAUAGAGAAAUUGGAGUCAGUGUACUUUAUAGUGUGAGUUUUGUGAGCUAAUACAGUCUAUAACCAUUUCUUCCUGCCUGUUUCACACUUGUGAGACUUGACAAACAGGUUUCUCGAAAGUUGGUCUGACUGAUAGAAUGUAAAUAACAAAAAGUGCAGAACAAACUGGAGUCUAGACCAGGGUUACACUGAAACUCUUCCGAGUGACUGGAACAAAGAAGGUUUUGUACAUGUAAAUUAUCCCAGUCUUUGGUCUACUUUAGACCCAAGAUUAACUCAUCUUGUUUUGUACUGAACCUCUUGUGAUAAUUGUAAAAUUUCUUCAGAUAUAGUUUUUUUUUUUCUGCUGUAAUGGGAAAUUGAGGUGGAUCAGAAAAAAGUUUGUUGUAUAGUGAAGGGAAAAGAGAAAAGUGCAAAGAAGGUAGUCAUGGAUCCUUUCCUCCCUGUGUCCUCCCUGCUGCCCUGCACCUUCAUCCCUUGUCCCCUUUGCCUCUGUCUGCAGCUGGAGGGCUUUUGACUGUAACGGAGUAAAGAAAGGUUGGGAUAUUAUGAGGUGGAAGUAGAAAGGAAUCAAAACUGAGUUUCUAAAAGCUCUGUAGUGAUCUGAUGUGUCCUUGUUUAGAGGGCGCCUGUUGUCAUGAGUUUGUGGGCACAGAUGGACUGUGGCUUGAGGAUUGUGAGCGUGGAUUCUUCCUAUUCUGUAGUGGGUUGCUUUGAAAGCUGUAACUUAGUAAAGCACUGGAAGUACAGAAUAACCCACAGACUGUACACCAGUUUGGAAUUUUCCCAGUCUCCUUACCUAAAUGAAAGUUUUAUUUAUUUAUUUUUCCUUAGGAAAGAGCAUGUGUCUUUCCCUGACAGCAGCCUGCUUAUAUAGUCUUCUCGUGUCCGAGCCAUGUACGCUCCUGAAAGCUCCAUUACAAUUUGCAUUUUAAAGGAUGAGUUAUUUUACCCUGUUGAAAAAUACAUUGUCCAACAUUUGUUAGUAAAAUCAAAUUAUUCAGAGCUCCCUCUUAUGAGGUUAAAUUUGUUUUAAGGGGAUUAUGUCAUAGUCUUACAUCAUGGUCCCUGAUAUGUUAUUUAGAUAGAAGGCUCUUUGAGAAUUGAUUGGGUGGUUUUCAAGUCAGAAUUAGAGAGCAUGUACUGUGAAGCCCUUUGCUUUCCUAGAGCAUAAAUAUUUACAUCAGGGACUGCUUCUGUGGUCACAGGGUACAAGUGAGUUCUUUGGAAGAGCAAGUAUGGUUGACAUAUGUUCCCCUGUCUCACAAAAAAGACCCUUGCAAAUAAACUGCAGAUAGGCUUCCAAGCUCUGUCGGGUGGAUGCUGCUAACAUUUCUGCACUUAGCCUUCUGUAAUCCUCAUCAGUGCAAAUGUACUUAUAAAUGUGUGUCGUGUUUGACUCUGUAGACUUACUGCAGACGAUGCUAAUUUGAUUUUGAGGAAACUAAGGAAGUAAAUGGUGGGCCCAAGUAAAUGUAUUGAAUUAAAUAUUUUAUAUUGAAGCCACAAAAUUGAAAACAAAGGCUACCCUCCUAUAAUUUAAACCAUUGUUUGCUAGUUCUUAGCCCAUUUACCAAAGAGGACAGCUGCAUAGUCUCCCUCCUCUGAUACCAUGAGGACUUUCUUAAAUAGGACCAAAUGUUAUAAAAGAUGUAAUUUUCACAAUAAAUAUAUGCACAGAAAUCUUAAUUCUUUGAAGUUAUUAAAAACCUAGAAUUCUUUUACCAGGCAAGGUAAAGAGGCAAGGAUUCAUAUAAGCACCUUUCUCUGGGGGCAAAUUUUAUCUCAGGUAGUUUUUCUUUCCCUAUUUUAGUAUUUGUGCUUCCAUCCCUCUUGCCUUCCCGCUUCCUUCCUUAUUCUUCCAUGGUACUACUCUACUGCGGCACAUGUCCCAGAUCAGGCAUAGAAAGUGAUUGCCCCCUGGGGAAUUUUGCAUUCUUGAGAAGUAUUUGGAGGAGGUGGCUAGUAGCCAUGAUAAAAACUCUAAUACUAUAUUUAGAAGAGAAUAGUAGUGUUGGGCACCUCAGUAUGAGGUUUAUUAGCACUGGAUACCCUCCUUCCUUUGUGGCCAUUAGCACAGCAGCUAUCUUUGGGAAAUCUCCCUUUGUGCUGUCUCCUGAGCUAAGUUUACAGCUGCUUUUAGAAUCAUAUGACUAAUAUAGUUUUACUCAUCUGCCUCUGUUUUCAUUGAGAGAAGCACAGCCUUCUCUUUCAUCUAUAGCUGCUAAAGAGUGUUGAGAUAUGUUAACCUGCCACCAACCAUGCUGCCUCACAGAGAAGUGCAGAAGAAUUGCGGGUGUCUUAUUACACUGGACUUUCCCUCAAGUACGGGCUUCAGCUGCGGAGUAACUUUAAAGGCAGGUUAGACUAUUCAUCAGAACUGUUUCAUGGCUCUUUUGAAUUUGUUGAUCAAAGGCAGGUGGCGAACAGUUUGUUAUCAUUUUUGGUAGUUCUCACUCUGACUUCUUAGGCCUAUUGUACAUAGCAUUGUAUUUUUCAGCAGUUUUUGAAAAUGAGCAUCGUCAUAGAACAGCAUAGUGGGUGAGGGAAUCAGUCAGGGAGACCCUUGUAGCCGUGUGGUCUACCGACUCUUACUCAAAGAGUACGGGCUAGCUUUUUUUUUUUUCA